UUUCAUUCCAAAGCGACCUGAAACCAACACGCUGCCAUUGCCUACGCCUGGCAGAGGGUCUCUAAAGGACACAGUGUUUGCCAUUUUAACUCAGACCAACGCUGCUGAGUUCUCGCUCUGCAACACGCAGGACAGCAGACCAAAACACCAUGGGAAAUGAUACAAUAGACUUCAUCAACUUGCCCGAUACAACAGCAUUCGACUACAGUGAUUCCACACUUUGUCCUGGAACUGAAGAAAAGCACUUUGCAGCAAAACUUUUGCCACCACUUUAUUCUUUAGUAGUGAUAUUUGGCCUGACAGGCAACAUGCUUGUUAUCCUUAUCCUGGUAAAAUAUAAGAGGUUGAAGAGUAUGACUGACAUCUACCUGCUCAACUUGGCAAUUUCCGAUCUGCUGUUUGUAUUUUCUCUCCCUUUUUGGGCUUAUUACGCAGUUCACGACUGGAUUUUUGGGGAGGCGCUGUGUCGAAUUCUCUCAGGUGUCUACCUCCUUGGCUUCUACAGUGGCAUCUUUUUCAUAAUCCUGUUGACCCUGGACAGGUACCUGGGCAUAGUGCACGCGGUGUUUGCUUUAAAGGCCAGGACAGUUGCCUACGGCACCCUCACCAGCAUCAUCACCUGGGCUGUUGCUGUUUUAGCUUCUGUUCCUGACACAGUAUUCCACAAAACUCAGAAGGAAAGUUCACGUUAUACUUGCAGUGCCCAUUAUCCACGUGAUUCCACAAUAAAUUGGAAGUACUCCUUUAUUUUAAGGAUGAACAUUCUGGGACUUAUUGUUCCAAUGCUCAUUAUGAUCUUCAGUUACUCCCAAAUUCUUCAAACAUUAUUGAGAUCUAAGUGUGAGAAAAAACAGAAGGCAGUCAGACUUAUUUUUGUGAUCAUGAUCUUUUACUUCAUCUUCUGGACACCAUUCCAUAUUUCUUCUUUUUUGCAUACAUUUCAUCGUUCAUUUUUCACUCGAAAUUGUGAUAUCAAAGGCCAACUGGAGAAAGCAAUUCAAGUGACUGAAACAAUCUCAAUGAUCCACUGCUGUGUCAAUCCUGUGAUCUAUGCAUUUGUUGGAGAAAAAUUUAGGAAAUAUCUUCACGCCUUUUUCCGAAAGCACGUUGCAGCUCACCUUUGCAGAAAGUGUCCAAGUCUACAGGAAAAAUUAGAAAGAGUCAGUUCCACGUUCACAGCAUCCACUGCAGAGCACGACAUCUCUACUGGACUGUAAAAUUACAUCAGAACAUUAGUUAGUAAAUGUUGCACCACUUGCUUUGCCUUAAGGACUGCCUGAUGUUAUUUAAGAUCUUUAUGUCGACCACUACUGAAAACUGUAUGACCCUCAAUUCUUGUGGUUAACUGUUCCCUGGAAUUACAGCAUUUCCCAUUGUUAAACUAAGAGAAUCAAUGAGUUCUCCAGGAAAUAUUAAUACCAUACCUGUAGCACAUCAAGAUUUGAAUGGUACCCAGAAUAGUAUGAUUCUGUUUCUUUACAAAAAUUCUAUCCAGUGAGAUUUACCCCGUGGAAAUACAAUAUUGCAAAGAGUAAGGAGUAAUAGGUCAUCUCACAAGAUCCAUUUCUGUUAUGUGAACACUGUAAGAUAAACACUGGGAGGAAGCUUUGGGGAUUGAUCUACCUGUUUAUUAUUCAAUAUUAGUGAAGUACCUCUUGGAAAUGUCUGUAUUCUUUCUGCAACAUGGUCAAGCAUUUGAUAAGGAGAGGCUUUUAGUUUUCUUCCUUUUUCCCUCCUACUCCUUAUUUUCCCCAUGCAAAUAAAAGAUGUUUAAAGAAAAAGGAAUUUAAGCAUUAAUAUGAGUUAUAUCAAGAUAAUAUCCCUUCUCUGAUAGGAGACUUGACUGACCUUUUUCUUACUGGGACCAUUUAACCCAAGGGUUUAUCAGUUAGCCAACAGUGUAGCCAUUUUUGAACAUAAUCCUCUCAACUAGAGACUAAGUUAUAGUAUUUUGAUUUUAGUUUUUUAAUUUUAUGUCUGCCAUAUCACUGUUCUGUUACUGAUGUUUUCCAAAGUGGGCUGUUAAUCAGCAACAUUGUGAUUUUUGUGGGUGAAAUUUUUCAUGUAACUGUACACACCAAC
Pseudopipra pipra is the source of this 2082-nucleotide messenger RNA. Its product is annotated as C-C chemokine receptor type 5-like. The record is from RefSeq and is a predicted model, not a curated record. Gene Ontology annotation, molecular function: C-C chemokine receptor activity; C-C chemokine binding. Gene Ontology annotation, biological process: positive regulation of cytosolic calcium ion concentration; cell chemotaxis; calcium-mediated signaling. NCBI's taxonomy places the organism in Eukaryota, Metazoa, Chordata, Aves, Passeriformes, Pipridae. Gene Ontology annotation, cellular component: membrane; external side of plasma membrane.